This is a messenger RNA of Phytophthora nicotianae INRA-310, 285 nucleotides long. RefSeq lists its product as hypothetical. NCBI's taxonomy places the organism in Eukaryota, Oomycota, Peronosporomycetes, Peronosporales, Peronosporaceae. The transcript has a single exon. The annotation marks the transcript as partial. The record is from RefSeq and is a predicted model, not a curated record.
AUGGAGCUAGACAAGUGUGUGGAAACCUUGCAUUUCCUUCGGUCGACAGCUGAGUUGGAAUAUUCAUCGCAGUUCAACGUUUUGGGAUCACAUCGGUACCGGGGAGCGGAUGAGAUGCAGCUUCAUUUUGCGGCUAUUGUGAGCCCCUACGUGUUUGAAAUAAUUCGGACGGAAUACGACCCUUUCAAGAGCGGCACGCUUUCGUAUGAAGUUCGGUGGAUCCAGGACGAGUUAGUUCAUUUGAAAUCCUCAAAGACCACGCAAGAGUACUCCGUGAAUAUUUUG